Messenger RNA from Lytechinus variegatus (green sea urchin), 1404 nucleotides. RefSeq lists its product as uncharacterized. NCBI's taxonomy places the organism in Eukaryota, Metazoa, Echinodermata, Echinoidea, Temnopleuroida, Toxopneustidae. The record is from RefSeq and is a predicted model, not a curated record. The coding region runs from base 226 to 1404 and encodes 392 amino acids. The transcript has 2 exons.
AAACUAGGAGGGGCCGAUCCAAUCGACCAGGUUUCGGCCCUUGAAAAUAGAGUUGGCGGUGCACGAAGAAUUAUCAAGCUCAUUAAAACUAAGGGGAUUUCUGCCUUUAUUGGAGUGAAUGUUAAUGGUGCUAAUGCUAAAUUUUUGGUCGACUCUGGAGCAGCAGUAACUGUCAUAUCAUCCAAAGUGUAUCAUAGUUUAGCGCAAGACUCACGCCCAAAUCUGAUGAGUCUGACAGAAGACAUCCAACUUCAGGCAGCAGGCGACUCGAUACUUAAUAUUCAUGGAACUGCCGAUAUUGACAUAUCGAUUGAGGACAAAACAUUCAGGUGGAAUGUAUUUGUUGCCGACAUAAGUGACGAGGGCCUUCUCGGAUUUGAUUUCAUACACCACUUCAAUUUUGUUCUCGAACCGAGACGUGGGCUACUCCUGAACGAUCGCCUGUUUCGCUUUCAGAUUGUGGGCGACCACGUAAGCUGUAGUGUGACAGCGAAGAGUAACAUCGUCAGCCCAGCUAACUCAGAGGUUAUCAUUGCUAGGUGUUCGGAUACUUCAAAGUUAGACACAGAAGAGUUACCCUAUGGAUUAAUUGAACCAAUGGGUGACAGGGAGACCUUAGAGCCGAUACAAGAAGCUAGUCGCUUAGUCGAUAUCAGUAGGAAGGAUAUCGAUUCACCAGUGCGCGUAGCCAAUGCACUUGAUAAGGAUCAUGUGCAUGCUGGGAAAAAUAUUGCAAACCUUCAACAAGGAGACGAUGUGCAUGGAAAAUGUAUGGAUGAGGUAUUUCCGCUGCCGGUAAAAGUGGUGAAAAGUAGUUCUGCAUCUGAUACAUUGGUGUUUGAGGGUGCACGGCCAACAGAGAAACUGUCUGUAUCCACCCAAACUCAAACAGCUUCUGCAAAAGAAGGGGCUCCAUAUGUGAAGAAUUUAUCUUGUAUUAAGUGGUUAGCUGCCGUAGUUGUUGUCGUCGUCGUCGCGUUAGCCGCAGGUGUUAGUCGUGUAUUGUCAAGAUACAGAGUUAUGUUUGGUAGUAUGUUAAUGUGUUUAAUUGGAGUCGUCGCGGUGCGCUGGAAUAAUGUUAGUGUUGCCCGUGUUAAGGACGGAGCAGCAAGGUCAUUAAAUUGGAGGUUCCGGCCGAUUCUAAGGAGGCUUAUGAGAGCAAGUAGUGUUUCAAAGCAGCAGAAGAAGACAAAGGUGGAUAAGCAUAUAAUUAGUGUAAACCAGGGUGUCAUAGUUGGAAAUCUUGCACAUGAGGAAUUGCUCAAAAUUCAGCGAGAUGAUCCUGGUGUGUCGAUUGUGCUUGACUGGCUCACCAAGUCCCGACAGACCUAUCCCCGGAAAGACGCGACAGCCAACUCGGCUUGUCAUGAACUUCAAGUUCGUAACACUAACCGCGAGCAUUGA